Molecule: messenger RNA, 465 nt
Organism: Rangifer tarandus platyrhynchus (Svalbard reindeer)
Lineage: Eukaryota; Metazoa; Chordata; Mammalia; Artiodactyla; Cervidae
Source: the annotation of a GenBank genome assembly
AUGAGGAUGAAGGAGGUGAGCUCUGUGUCUCGGAUGAGGCUCCUGACGUCCCGGGGCGUGGACUCCACGGAGGAGCCCAAGGCCGAGAGGGAUCCCGGGGUGUGGCCAGGAGGCCUAGUGACUCCCAGCGCCGGGCACAAGCUCUCCAACCCCCAAGGUGCUCUGUCGCUGGAAGCAGACAGGCAUCCAGCAGUGCGAAGGGAGGAGAAUGGCGGCCGGGACUUCUGGUGCCCAGAAAUAGACAUUCUCCCAGAUAACUCUCGGACUUCCCAGGUGGUUCUAGUGAUAAAGAACCCGCCUGCAAAUGCAGGAGACAUGAGAGGUGUGAGCUUGAUCCCUGAGUCGGGAAGAUCCUCUGGAGGAGGACAUGGUAACCCACACCAGUAUUCUUGCCUGGAGAAUCCCAUGGACAGAGGAGCCUGGAGGUUCCAGUCCAUGGGGUUGCAAAGAGUCGGACAUGACUGA